Messenger RNA from Rhizopus microsporus ATCC 52813, 1354 nucleotides. RefSeq lists its product as uncharacterized. The transcript is spliced from 5 exons. The record is from RefSeq and is a predicted model, not a curated record. Lineage: Eukaryota; Fungi; Mucoromycota; Mucoromycetes; Mucorales; Rhizopodaceae. Bases 97 to 1209 code for a protein of 370 amino acids.
UUUUCCUUCAAAUUUGUACGCACCCAGACAGCCCGUUGUCAAAUUAUGAAUACUGAGAACAAUGGUUACGAUCAAGUCGAGCCUCCUGCAUGAGCCAUGGAAGCCUUUAACCGCCUUUCCUCCUUGGGAGCUAAGUUCGUGUCUUCCCCUUUCUUACAGGAAGACCCCAACGUGAUCGUUCGGUCUCCCGGGGCUGAUUUCACUCCUUCUUCAGCUCUUUUGGAAUGUCGCCCCUUCAUUGAGGAAGAUUUCUUUCGUCGUCCUCUUCCAGAUACUGAGCGCCGGUGUUUCCUCUUUGAGUGCCCUAAGAACACCAUUCGUGCCUACGAUCCACCUGAACUCAAUAAGAAUCUGGACACUAUUCAUAAGCGAUCUAUGGAGUUUGUCAAGGUUAUUCACGAGCUUCUGUUCGACCUGGCGUCGCAUAUUACCAAGCAACGUACUUCUAACAUGUUCCGCGGUAUUUCCACUUCUUGCGGCCCCCCUUCUGAUGAAUCUCAGAGCUACCUCUUGGACCCCAAAGAUAUGCUCAAGCUUCUACACGUAGACGCUCCAGAUCUUGUCCUAGUAUCCAUUAGAGGCUCGACUUUUAGUGGUUACACGACGACAUCUAAUACCACUACUGACAACGCUUCUACUGUUCAGUCAAAAUCUGUUCAACAACAGCGAGGUUUUCAAUCUCGCCGCAACAUCACCAAGUGGCCUUGGUUGUUCCCGCCCUCUUCUCCCUGUUUCUUCUCGAAAGAUGGCCAAAGUAAGGAAACAGUCGCUAAGGACGACAAAUUUACUUCUGAAUUACCUGUUAUUGCCUUCGAAGAAAAUGAUGUUGUUAUUUCUACUUUAUUACUAAAUGCUGAUGAUAUCUAUUCUUCUUUUACGACUAUAAAUGAUUUGGAUUUUGAACAAACUGAUGAAGAUGAAUUUAAUGAUGACAAGACAGAUAAUGGAGUUAGUUUUGCCACAAAUGAAGAACAAGAUAGUACUCAAGGUGAUAAUGAAGAUGUUGACGACGUAGUAACUAAAGAUGAUAGCAAUGAAGCUCAAAACAAAACAUCUCCAUCAAAUGAAGGAAAAGAUGACGCUAACGAACAUCUAAGUUACAAGAUGCAACUCUUUUUGAAAGCUGAAAAACUUUGCAUCAUGAUACAUAUUCCACUAUCAGGGAUUUUGCAACUCAACAACAGGUUGCCGAUGCACUUAAAGUUUUAGAGGAAGCUUAUUCACAAAUUAAAAAUCCAGUAAUCAAUAUUGAUCAGCUCAAGCCACCUUCAACAAACUUGAAUAGAAAAGGUAGACACUCUUCUAAGAAGGGAGUUAAAAGUGGAACCAAACGCUGCAGAUUUAUAAAGGGCAC